This is a messenger RNA of Gavialis gangeticus (Gharial), 1929 nucleotides long. It is a transcript of the gene GNPDA2, whose product is annotated as glucosamine-6-phosphate deaminase 2. Gene Ontology annotation, biological process: D-glucosamine catabolic process; N-acetylneuraminate catabolic process; carbohydrate metabolic process. The transcript has 7 exons. Gene Ontology annotation, cellular component: cytoplasm. Gene Ontology annotation, molecular function: identical protein binding; glucosamine-6-phosphate deaminase activity. The record is from RefSeq and is a predicted model, not a curated record. Lineage: Eukaryota; Metazoa; Chordata; Crocodylia; Gavialidae. Bases 138 to 965 code for a protein of 275 amino acids.
CCUGGCUGCUGGAGUGGUGGUGGCACGGAUUGGCUCCGGCUCCGGCUCCGGCUCCGGCUUCUCGUCCGCCCUGGGGGCGUUGCUGGAUCUGCAGGAGAUUUAAUCCUAACUUCCCCUGUUAGCUGCUUGCCACCAGAAUGAGACUUGUAAUUCUUGAAGAUUAUGACCAGGCUAGUGAAUGGGCUGCAAAAUACAUUUGUAACCGUAUUAUCCAGUUCAAGCCAAGUGAAGGAAAAUAUUUUACACUUGGUCUACCAACAGGGAGUACGCCACUGGGAUGCUACAAAAAGCUGAUAGAAUAUCACAAGAACGGAGAUCUCUCCUUCAAAUACGUAAAGACUUUCAACAUGGAUGAAUAUGUCGGGCUUCCCAGAAAUCAUCCUGAGAGUUACCACUCCUAUAUGUGGAAUAAUUUCUUUAAGCAUAUUGAUAUAGACCCUAAUAACGCUCAUAUCCUGGAUGGGAAUGCUCUGGACUUGCAAGCAGAGUGUGAUGCAUUUGAAAAGAAAAUUGAAGAGGCUGGGGGAAUCGAACUGUUUGUUGGAGGCAUUGGUCCAGAUGGUCACAUUGCUUUCAAUGAGCCAGGAUCAAGUCUGUCUUCAAGAACAAGGUUAAAAACUUUAGCGAUGGACACCAUUUUGGCAAAUGCUAAGUAUUUUGAUGGAGAUUUAUCUAAAGUACCAACUAUGGCAUUAACAGUCGGUGUGGGUACAGUGAUGGAUGCUAGAGAAGUAAUGAUUCUCAUAACAGGUGCACAUAAAGCUUUUGCCUUGUAUAAGGCAAUUGAAGAAGGGGUCAAUCAUAUGUGGACAGUUUCUGCUUUCCAGCAGCACCCUCGCACUAUCUUCGUAUGUGAUGAAGAUGCUACUUUAGAACUAAGAGUUAAAACCGUGAAAUAUUUUAAAGGUUUAAUGCAUGUGCACAAUAAACUUGUGGAUCCAUUGUACAGUAUGAAAGAGAACUGAAGGAGGAAUUGAGGAGGAACUUCACAUGGGUGAACACAGCAACUACUUUUAGGUAGCAGAUGAAUUUACUGCUAUGCAAUAUACUGAAAACUGGCUAAAUUGGGGAAUAUUAGGUACUGUAAUUUUUUUUAAGGUCCAAUAUUUAUACAGUCACAUUCCGUAUCUAUAUGAUGUGUUUGUACAUUUUGCUAUAACUUUUUGGUAUCUUGAGUUUAGCAAAUAAGAAUGGAAGUUGCUUGUUAUAAGAAAUGGCAAACAGAGUACUCUGUCUAGCACAGCAGUGUAAUGUGUUGGAGUAAAUGGAAUCUUGGUUCAAGCAUUAUAAUCUUAGUUCCAAUAGUGCAAAACUACACUCCUCGUUCUAGUUUUUAGAGGCAAAACAAUUUUGGCCUCUCCAUUGUCAACUGGUAUGGACUUGUAAAUUGCACGUUUUUUUACUAUGAAAUGCUGUUUACAUAUGUCAAAUGCACACUGAGCUUUUGCACUUGGUUGCCUUAAACUUAACUUACUCUAAUUGCUCUUGAACAUCUCCUAAGUACUACUGCACAAAAUUCAGGCAAAUAAAAAAAACAAACAUGGAAACAGUGCCUAAAAAUGCAGCUGCCCCCUUCAAAAACUUUAUUUUACAAUUUUGUACAUGUCAGAUUUCUGCCCUCACACUUUUUCUUUGUUACGUUACUAACCAUAUAAAAAUGCUAAAUUAAUUUGUAAUUACAAGCUUUGUAAAUGAGGAAAAAUGUUAAGUGUUUCUUUUUUUUUAAGACAAGAAUUUAGUUGCUUCAGUGAUGUGAUAAUAUAACCUCUUUGCAAUUAUUUAAUGUAAUAGUCUACAAAAGGUCAUUGUAUUAAAACAAGUCUAUCUGUUACUGAGCCACUUUGCAGUAGAAUAGCUAUUUUGCAUUGUAUUGUUAUAAUUGUUGAACACUCUACAUUCUUGCUCUGAGUAAAGCUUACAUACACAAAC